AUGGCAGAAUCCCUUUUAACGCCCCAGAAGCGGGUGCUUGGUGAUUCCACGAAAACUCGCGGGAACCUUCGACCGAUAUCGCCCAACGCGACUAAGAAGCGGAAGCUCGAUUCUCAACCCGAUGUUCUUACGAAACCUCAUUUGCAGCCAGACUUUCGAAAACGCAUCACCCCGGCAUCCAGUCAAUCGCAACAAAAGAGCCAGUUUGUCGAAGAGGUCCUGGAGAAAUUAACACAGGACAUAAGUGAUCUUAAAGAGUCCAAUGCAGAAAAGGAUCAACAAUGGAGGCGCCCGAGCCUUGGUGGCUUUGACCCAGCUAAGGAUUCUCUUUGCUUUCAGCAGAUUGAAGCCGAAGAAGGAAUACUAGAUCGCAGUGGAACCGCAGUAAAGCUAUUUGGAGUUACGGAGGCUGGUCACUCCGUUCUUUUACAUGUAACCGAUUUUAAGCACUAUUUGUAUGUGGCGGCGCCCGUAUCCUUCGAACAGUCGGAUUGCGCGGCUUUUCAGUCCUACCUUGAAUCCCAACUAGCGAUGCACCAGCCUGCUAUACACUCGGUGCGGAUGGUAUUAAAAGAAAACCUUUUUGGCUUUCAGGGUAAUCAGCGAAACCCAUAUCUCCAGAUUACUGUGACCGACCCGAAACAUAUCCAUAGACUCCGAUCGAUAAUCGAAAAUGGAAACGCAAAUUUUAGGGGGCUUUGGAAGGUUGCUGGUACAGAUGGUAUUCUUACUUUCGAUAAUAUCCAAUAUAUCUUGCGAUUUAUGAUCGAUACUGGGAUCUCCGGAAUGUCGUGGGUUGAAGUUCCUCCAUCUAAGUAUGACAUGCUUCCUCCUAAUCGUCGUCAAUCGAACUGCCAAAUAGAAGCAGCUGUACAUUAUCGCGACCUGAUAGCUCAUCCGCACGACGGUGAAUGGGCAAAAAUGGCACCAUUAAGAGUUUUGUCCUUUGAUAUUGAAUGUGCCGGCCGGAAAGGUAUUUUCCCUGAGCCACAAGUCGACCCAGUGAUCCAAAUUGCGAACAUUGUUACCCGGUAUGGAGACUCCAAGCCCUUCGUCCGAAACGUAUUUGUCUUGGAUACUUGCAGCUCGAUAGUCAAUACUCAGGUUCUUGAAUUCAAUGAUGAAGCAAAAAUGCUGAAUGCUUGGAGAGAUUUUCUGGAAGAGGUUGACCCAGAUGUAAUCAUUGGAUACAACAUUGCGAACUUCGACUUCCCAUACUUACUUGAGCGUGCCCAACACCUCAAAUGCAACAAAUUUCCGUUCUGGACAAGGCUCAAAAACACCAUUUCACAAUCAAAAGAUACCAACUUUUCAAGCAAACAGAUGGGUAACAGGGAUACCAAAGCGACCAAUACUAAUGGAAGGAUUCAGCUUGACCUUCUUCAAUUGAUUCAACGUGAUCAUCAGCUCCGGAGCUACACGUUGAACUCCGUUUGUUCCCAUUUUCUUGGGGAACAAAAGGAAGAUGUUCAUCACACUAUGAUCACCGAGCUAUUCAACGGUACGCCGGAUUCGAGGCGACGUUUAGCAGUGUAUUGUUUAAAAGAUGCGUAUCUUCCACAGCGCCUUAUGGACAAGCUCAUGUGUCUGGUAAAUUAUACUGAGAUGGCUAGAGUCACUGGUGUUCCGUUUAAUUAUUUACUAUCUCGAGGACAACAAGUCAAAUUCAUCUCUCAACUCUUCCGGAAAGCGUUAGAACAAAAGCUGGUCAUCCCAAAUAUCCGAAAUGAAAUUGGCGAGGAGCAAUAUGAGGGUGCGACUGUCAUUGAGCCUGUCAAGGGCUAUUAUGAUGUACCAAUUGCUACACUCGACUUUGCCUCUCUGUACCCCAGUAUUAUUCAGGCGCAUAAUCUUUGCUAUACAACUCUCUUAAACAAGACAAGUGUGGAAAAACUUAAACUAGAGAAAGGUGAAGAUUAUAUUGUCACGCCCAAUGGUGACAUGUUUUGUACUGCGAAAGUGCGAAAAGGCCUUUUAAGUCAAAUUUUGGAAGAGCUGCUCUCGGCCAGAAAACGUGCCAAAAAAGAUCUUGCUACAGAGACGGAUCCUUUUAAGAAGGCUGUUUUGAACGGACGACAGUUAGCUCUCAAGAUUAGUGCCAACAGUGUUUACGGUAUUACGGGUGCUAGUAACGGAAAACUCCCCUGCUUAGCUAUUGCUAGUAGCACGACAUCAUAUGGCCGACAAAUGAUUGAGAAAACCAAAGAUGAAGUGGAGGCGCGUUACACAAUUGCGAAUGGAUAUGCUCAUGAUGCAAAAGUUAUAUAUGGCGACACUGAUUCUGUGAUGGUAAAAUUUGGCGUUCAGGAUUUGCCUGAAGCUAUGAAGCUUGGACAAGAGGCCGCCGAUUUUGUCUCAUCGAAAUUUUUGAAGCCAAUCAAGCUCGAAUUUGAAAAGGUCUAUUUUCCAUAUCUUCUAAUUAACAAGAAACGAUAUGCAGGUCUCUACUGGACCAAUACGGAAAAGCACGAUAAAAUGGAUAGUAAAGGUAUCGAAACUGUCCGUCGAGACAACUGCCGCUUGGUUCAAACUGUCAUUGAAACCGUGCUUAAAAAGAUCUUGAUCGACAGAGAUGUCGGUGGGGCGCAGAGAUAUGUUAUGGAUACCAUCUCCGACUUGCUUCAGAACAAAGUGGACAUGUCGAAGCUUGUCAUCACGAAAGCGCUUUCUAAAUCGGGUUACAAAGCCAAACAGGCCCAUGUUGAAUUAGCGGAGCGCAUGAGAAAGCGCGAUGCUGGCUCAGCACCCACACUUGGCGAUCGUGUUGCCUAUGUUAUCAUCAAAGGUGCUGGAGGCUCCAAAAAUUAUGAAAAGUCUGAGGAUCCCAUUUAUGUCCUUGAAAAUAAUAUCCCUAUCGAUACAAGAUAUUACCUUGACAACCAGCUUGCAAAGCCACUUGCUAGGAUUUUUGAUCCUAUUCUUGGCGAGAAAAAGGCGUCCCAGCUACUCGCCGGUGAACAUACGCGAUCAAUAUCGGUUGCUGCACCUACUCUGGGGGGUUUAAUGAAAUUCGCGAAGAAAACGCAAACCUGCAUGGGCUGUAAAAAGCCACUUGUGGGAAAAGAUGAGAAACCUGGCGCUGUCUGUGACAACUGCCGACCUCGACUUGGUGAAUUGUACAACAAGACACUAAAUAGAGUGUCCGAUUUAGAGGUACGCUUUGGCCGACUGUGGACUCAAUGCCAAAGGUGCCAGGGGAGUCUACACUGCGAGGUCAUCUGCUCGAGUAGAGAUUGCCCUAUUUUUUACAUGAGAAUGAAGGCAAAGAAGGAUGUGGAAGAUUCGGAAAGAGAACUAGCGAGGUUUGAUCAUGAUCCAGGUGCUUGGUAA
This is a messenger RNA of Ophidiomyces ophidiicola, 3330 nucleotides long. It is a transcript of the gene POL3, whose product is annotated as DNA-directed DNA polymerase delta. Gene Ontology annotation, molecular function: DNA-directed DNA polymerase activity; DNA binding; 3'-5'-DNA exonuclease activity. The coding region runs from base 1 to 3330 and encodes 1109 amino acids. The record is from RefSeq and is a predicted model, not a curated record. Gene Ontology annotation, biological process: DNA-templated DNA replication; DNA replication proofreading; base-excision repair, gap-filling. Gene Ontology annotation, cellular component: delta DNA polymerase complex. The transcript has 4 exons. NCBI's taxonomy places the organism in Eukaryota, Fungi, Ascomycota, Eurotiomycetes, Onygenales, Onygenaceae.